Molecule: messenger RNA, 2510 nt
Organism: Ceratina calcarata
Lineage: Eukaryota; Metazoa; Arthropoda; Insecta; Hymenoptera; Apidae
Product: decapping and exoribonuclease protein-like
Exons: 5
Coding region: 182-1486 (434 amino acids)
Biological process (GO): NAD-cap decapping; nuclear-transcribed mRNA catabolic process
Cellular component (GO): nucleus; cytosol
Molecular function (GO): mRNA 5'-diphosphatase activity
Source: RefSeq, a predicted model, not a curated record
CAGAACUAUCUUAAAAUUUUAUGCGGUUCCGAAUUCCGGGCUAGGCUCAAACAGAGCUGCGUUUUUAGGAGUCCACGCGCUCGCCCUACGAUUAUUGAAUGGCAGUGAGUGACGAAAGUUGAACUAAUGAAUCGUGAUUAUUAAAGUAUCAUACAAAACCCUUAUUUUAAUUGAAUGAAAAAUGGAAAACUCAAAAUUAAAUACUUUACGUGUAUCUGUGGGUGAUGUACGAGGAGCUAGAUGUCCCAUUUCCAAAUUAAAGUUAAUAGGAAAUUAUAGUAUACAAGCAAUCGACGGUAAAUCUGAAUAUUUGAAUGAUCUAUCGCAGUUAAGGUAUUUCAAAGAGCCGAUAGAUACAGAGGACGUGAAUUUCCAUCUUGGCGUAAUUAAAAUCCAAGAUGAAGCCAUAAUUGCAGAUACCGAGAAAGAAAAUACAAUUGCAGAUACCGAAAAAGAAAGUACAGUUGCAAAUACUGAAAAGGAAAAUACAAUUGCAGAUAUCGAAAAUGAAAAUACAGUUGCAAAUACUGAAAAAGAAAAUACAGUUGCAGAUACUGAAGAAGAAACGGAAGAAACAGCACGAUACCAGAUACAUUUUUUGUUGAAAUGGGUAUUAGAGAAUCUCGAUCUCAUUAGGGCAAAGGAUUCAAAUGAAAUCGAACACUGCUUGCAGCCGGACUUUAUUUGUACUCGAGGCCCGAUUAAAACUUUGUUACUUACACCAUUCGAAAAAUUCAAUGGUUGGAUUUUAUGCGCUUCAAAAUUCAAAGGAACAAUAUACUUGAAUUAUUAUUGCUCUGAUGACAGAAUAGAACAAAUUUCAAACUUCACACCUGAACAAACACGUAAUAUUGAAUGGGGAUUUACAUUCGAGGAAUAUAUGUUAUCAGAUACCCCGUACAGGGGCGACGACUUUUCUGCACGUUGUGAUAUAAACGGAGAAUUUCAUUGUGUAUUCAAAUCGAAACUUGAUAAGAAAACUUUACUCUACUCAGCAGAAAUCGAUGGGAUUCGAUCACAGCAAGUUGUAGAAGAUACGGUGGUAGGAAAAAAUUUAGAAUUGAUAGAACUUAAAACUACUCCAUCCAACAAUUGUGGACCUAAAGGCAUAAAGGAUCCAAAUAAAAUGUUAACGUGGUGGGCGCAGUGCUAUUUGGCAGACGUGCGAACUAUCAUAUGUGGAUGUAAACAUAAAAACGGUGAUAUCAAAAGAAUAAAAGAAGUUAAAUUACAUGAAUUUCUGUAUCGUAUAAAGGACAAGCAGAAAAGAUGUCUAAGCUUUUGCAAUGGAUUUCUAGAUUUCAUAAAAAAUACUGUUUCUGAAGAACACAAUAAAUGUUUAUAUAAAUUUACAUUUGAUCUGAAUAAAAAAGAAAUUACUGCGGAAGAAUUGGAUCCGAAUUGUAACUAUGCAUUCUUGAAUCCUUGGUAUGUCAAAAAAGUAGAAGACUACUUUGCAAGGAAGGGAAAUGCCUCUUGUUCAUAAAUAUCUGCUAUAAAACAUUAAUUUUUCAAAUAGAUAUUUCUCUCAUUAUUAAUUUUAGUAUUCAAUGUCCAUGCAAUAGACAUAGAUACAUUUGUUAUCAGAAAUACUGUAAUUAUUAAUUGUGACAGUUUUGCUACUAUUUACUUUUGAUUGUAUUUUAUCAUGUAAAUAUGUGCAUUUUUCUGUACAUUUUAUAAAUCGAUAGUCUGACCGAUUUAAUCAAUUUAUUAAAAAAGAUAUAAAGGUUUCUAUCAAUAUGUCCUUUAAAUGUGUUGGUAUCAAUUUGUAUUUGGAUUAAAUUUUAUUUCUUCAUUGUAAAUGUCUCAAUUUCUGUCCACGUUCGAAUGUCUAUGCUGGAUUAUUUUUCUGUAACUUCAAGAUCAUACAAACCGACGUAAACAGAAAUUGGGACAAUUACUUUAUGACCGUUUCAUACUUACUAACAUUCUUCACGAGGAACCGUCUUCCUUUAGUACACGUCUGAGAAUACUACAUUUAGAAUAAAAUCUCUCGGUCAAUCAGUCUUUAGACGUUACUGUUCCAUCCAACUACUUUUCUGUCUCCAAGUUCAUGUAUGUAUAAAAACAGUAACACAUCGAGAAGUGAUUCCGUAUGAUUCUGUAUCGCAAUUUUUAAUGGAAGAAUGCAAGAUUCAAAUAUUAAGACAGUCUCUGUUCCUCUUAUACGUGGAUCCGCGAUGCAUAUAUCCGAUUUAGAAGUAAUCGGUAGUUACAGUGUGAACAGUGAAAGAGAAUAUGUGGAUGAUCUGUCAGAGUUAAGAUAUUAUAAGGAACCAGCAAAUAAAAAUGUUCGUUUCGAUCUCAAUUACAACGCAAAUACCACAAUAUCUACAGUAGACGAACCCUGGGAUACCAAUUUCUUGUUGAAAUGGAUAUCGAAUAACUUCGAUUCCCUUAGGGCACAAGAUGUAAACAAAAACAAAACGCAACGGUUGGUUUCUUUUCACUAUUUUGAAUAAAUGUACUAAGGCUAUGUUAUUAAAAAUUAUAACUUUAAUAGAUAA